AUGGCCUCCCCCUCUUCCUCCAUGAUCUCUGACAUCCAGUUGAUGCUUGUUGCCAAUCUGCUCGGCAUCUUCAUCUUUGUGCUCGUCGUCGCGUACCACUUUGUCGCCGUCAACAAGACCGCCACCGUCACUGCUGCUGCUUCUUCUGCUACUACGUCUGCUUCUGCCACGUCAGGGUCAUCCGCUGGUGCAUCAGUGGCCGCAACCACAGCCAGCGCCAAGAAGCUGAACUAA
Molecule: messenger RNA, 234 nt
Organism: Capsaspora owczarzaki ATCC 30864
Lineage: Eukaryota; Filasterea; Ministeriida; Capsasporidae
Exons: 2
Coding region: 1-234 (77 amino acids)
Cellular component (GO): oligosaccharyltransferase complex
Source: RefSeq, a predicted model, not a curated record